GCACGAGAUUUGAUUAUGUGCCACAACGGUUUGCCGUACGGACCAACGAUAGUUCAUCUCGACAAACUUCCGUAAGGAAUAAACAUCCCAAUACUGUCUGCCUUUCUCAGGCUGUGGUGCUGAGAGGUGAUGCUGGGGGUAGCAGGGAUGCCGGGCAGCAUAGCCAAUGCCCUGGCAAGUGCAAGCUGCGAGCGAUGCAAAAGUGGCUUCGCUCCAACUGAGAAGAUUGUCAACAGUAAUGGAGAGCUGUACCAUGAGCACUGCUUUGUAUGCGCCCAGUGUUUCCAGCAGUUUCCAGAAGGACUCUUCUAUGAGUUUGAAGGAAGAAAAUAUUGUGAACACGACUUCCAGAUGCUCUUUGCUCCUUGCUGCCACCAGUGCGGGGAGUUCAUCAUAGGGCGCGUGAUUAAGGCCAUGAACAAUAGUUGGCACCCUGAGUGCUUCUGCUGUGACAUUUGCCAGGCAGUGCUUGCAGAUGUGGGAUUUGUCAAAAAUGCUGGCAGGCACCUGUGUCGCCCAUGUCAUAACCGUGAGAAAGCUCGUGGUCUAGGCAAGUAUAUCUGCCAGAAGUGCCACGCCAUCAUCGAAGAACAGCCGCUGAUCUUUAAGAAUGACCCGUAUCACCCAGAUCACUUCAACUGCAGCAACUGUGGGAAGGAGUUGACAGCGGAUGCAAGGGAGCUGAAAGGAGAACUCUUCUGUUUGCCGUGCCACGACAAAAUGGGCGUCCCGAUCUGCGGUGCCUGCAGGAGACCCAUCGAGGGCCGUGUGGUUAAUGCCAUGGGCAAACAGUGGCAUGUGGAGCACUUUGUGUGUGCCAAAUGUGAGAAGCCUUUCCUCGGUCAUCGCCAUUAUGAGAGGAAGGGAUUGGCGUACUGUGAGACUCAUUAUAAUCAGCUCUUCGGCGACGUGUGCUAUCACUGCAACCGUGUGAUUGAAGGCGAUGUUGUUUCUGCUCUCAACAAAGCCUGGUGUGUCGGUUGUUUCUCGUGCUCCACCUGCAACAACAAACUCACUCUCAAAGAUAAGUUUGUUGAAAUUGACCUGAGGCCGGUGUGCCGGCACUGCUAUGAACGCAUGCCCGAGGAGCUGAAGCGUCGCCUGGCUCGACGCGAGCGCGACGCCAAAGACCGCAAGAAAAAGCCAGCUGUCUGUCUGUAGAUCUAAUUCUUAAAAUAUUCACCGCUCCAUCCUGUAGCUGGUGCAGCUGCUGCCUUCCUCCUGUUCUUGCUUCCUUCCUCUUCGUCUGUCCAGCAUGCUGUUAUUUAUUUGUAACUCCUGCACUAAGCAAAUUUAACAUGAAAGGAUGUUAAACACAAUCUCAGUUGGAUCAAGUUGCUUUAGUUUUAAAAACAAUUUAUUUUUGAAUUAUUGAAAGCAAAAAAGCUGUGAGUGCUCAGUUGUUUUGUUACCAAUCAACAGCUCGACACCCGCGUCCUUCAGUGUUGGUAUUUUUUCUUUCCCUUCUGCAGGAACAAGUUUGUUGAGUUUGACAUGAAGCCGGUUUGUAAAAAGUGUUAUGAGAAGUUUCCUCUUGAGCUCAAGAAAAGGCUGAAGAAGUUAGCUGAGACGUUGGGACACAAGUGAGCCGCGCCAGCAUGCUCAUCACCUGGAAGUGCUCCUUUAGUGUCUGUGGUGGUAAAGUAUUCAGGGGAACUGCUGCAGAACAACGUAACGAGAGCACGGAGGCUGAAUAAAGAACAUUUUGAUAGAUAAACACUUUGAGGUUGGGGGUUCUCCUACUUCUGCCGAAGUCUUUGUCCAAAUCACUCUUUGAGUUACUCUGCAAACCUGUUUCAGGUUUAAUGCAGAACAUCAAUAGUAAAAAAAUUCAAAUCUGAAUUACAAUAUAAAUAUGCAUCGUAUUGGUCUUUUCAAACACAUUGUUUUUGAUGCUUUUAAAUAAAUAAAUAUAUAUAUUUUAUACAUUCCUAAAUAAUGUGCCUCCAGCUUUGUUUGGGGGAAAGAUGAAAAGCUCCUUUCUUCCUCUACUAUGAGUGGAAAAGUUUGUUUUAUUUUGAAUUUAAAAAGAAAGUUUUAACAAAAUUCCAGCUGUGCCUUGAUUAUAAAAACUGCUCUCCAAUAGUCACGUAAGCCUGAGUGUAUCUGUUCCAGAGUGUUUGAUUUUUUUAAUGCAUACCUCAAUACAGGCUGAAACUACGGAAUGGGAUUAGAGCCACUUAAAAAAAUAAGAAUUAUUAAGACUUCAAUCUCAGAAUUCUGACUUUUUGACUCCUGAGUAAAAUAUGAUUUUCUCUUUUCAGUGUGCCUAAUCCCCUUCUGUACUAAAACAACCACAGAAUUCUUCACCAAAGUCUUUUCACGCGCAUGUUUUAUUUCAAGAACUCAUAUAUUCGUGAAACUAUAAAUGAAUAUUUAAUCGAAUCAUUAUAGCAAAAUGAUGGAUUGUAAUGUAGAAACUCACUUAUUGAUGCCUUAAAGUUACAGCAGACCCAUGGUUUCGGGGUGUACCAAAAGGCUGCUUCUGUGUUUAGAACCACAUAAUCUGUAUGUAAAGUUUCAAUAUAACCUGUUAAUUGUAAAGAGUGUGCUGUUUUCUGGAUGUUAGUCAUGUAUUGUGAGACUCCCAGAGUUCAUUUAAUAAUCUUAGUUAACGUUUAUAACUUUGUGAGGAAACCAUUCAAAGGAAUCCUGAUGGAUUUCAUUUGCAGCUGCUAAUUUAACAUGAGAAUGCUUUGAUGUGAAAACACGACUAAUGAAUCAGCGCAUUAACUCAGGCUAUUUGUUGACUGGCAUGUGUGUUUUGUGGGGGACGGCCACACACAAACUCAAAAGGUUUGCUUGCAUGAGCAUUUUUUUAGACCACUUUGCAUUUAAGUUUUAUUUGUUUCUGUUUAUAUUUUAUUGAAUAGCAUGAAAAGACCAACUACAGUUUACACAGUGUUGAGCUUCGUGAUGAAUGAUCAAUAAAGUAUUCAUGACCACAUCCAA
This is a messenger RNA of Nothobranchius furzeri (turquoise killifish), 2952 nucleotides long. It is a transcript of the gene lims1, whose product is annotated as LIM and senescent cell antigen-like domains 1. Gene Ontology annotation, biological process: cell-cell adhesion; cell-cell junction organization; positive regulation of integrin-mediated signaling pathway. Lineage: Eukaryota; Metazoa; Chordata; Actinopteri; Cyprinodontiformes; Nothobranchiidae. Gene Ontology annotation, cellular component: cytoplasm; focal adhesion; cell-cell junction. The record is from RefSeq and is a predicted model, not a curated record.